Messenger RNA from Microtus ochrogaster (prairie vole), 3371 nucleotides. RefSeq names its product F-box protein 3 (gene Fbxo3). Lineage: Eukaryota; Metazoa; Chordata; Mammalia; Rodentia; Cricetidae. Gene Ontology annotation, cellular component: cytoplasm. The record is from RefSeq and is a predicted model, not a curated record. Gene Ontology annotation, molecular function: protein binding.
GCCGGGGUGGUGCCAGGCUGCAGCGGGCCGGGCAAGAUGGCUGCCGUGGAGGCCGAGACGGCGCCGCUGACCCUGGAGUCGCUGCCCACCGACCCCCUUCUGCUCAUCUUAUCCUUCGUCGACUACAGGGACCUGAUCAAUUGUUGCUAUGUCAGUCGAAGACUUAGCCAGCUUUCAACUCAUGAUCCAUUGUGGAGAAGACAUUGCAAAAAAUACUGGCUGAUAACUGAGGAAGAGAAAUCCCGGAAGAAUCAGUGCUGGAAAUCUCUCUUCAUAGCUACUUACUCAGAUGUAGGAAGAUACAUUAACCAUUAUGCUGCUAUUAAAAAGGCCUGGGAUGACCUCAAGAAGUACUUGGAGCCCAGGUGUCCUCGGAUGGUUUUAUCUCUGAAAGAAGGUGCACGUGAGGAAGACCUGGAUGCUGUAGAAGCUCAGAUUGGCUGCAAGCUCCCUGAUGAUUAUCGCUGUUCGUACCGGAUUCACAAUGGGCAGAAGUUAGUGGUUCCAGGGUUGCUCGGAAGUAUGGCGCUGUCAAAUCACUACCGCUCUGAAGACUUACUGGAUGUUGAUACUGCUGCUGGAGGGUUUCAGCAGCGACAGGGACUGAAAUACUGCCUCCCUUUAACCUUCUGCAUACACACGGGCUUGAGUCAGUACAUAGCCGUGGAAGCUGCAGAGGGCCGAAAUAAAAAUGAAGUGUUCUACCAAUGUCCAGACCAAGUGGCUCGGAAUCCUGCUGCUAUUGACAUGUUUAUCAUAGGUGCUACUUUUACUGACUGGUUUACAUCCUAUGUCAACAAUGUUGUAUCAGGUGGUUUUCCCAUCAUCAGAGACCAGAUUUUCAGAUAUAUUCAUGACCCAGAAUGUGUAGCAACAACUGGAGAUAUUACAGUUUCAGUGUCCACAUCAUUCCUGCCAGAACUCAGCUCUGUACACCCACCACACUAUUUCUUCACAUACCGAAUCAGGAUUGAAAUGUCAAGGGAGGCACUUCCGGAAAAGGCCUGUCAGCUGGACAGUCGCUACUGGAGGAUAACAAAUGCUAAAGGGGAUGUGGAAGAAGUUCAAGGACCUGGAGUAGUUGGCGAAUUUCCAAUUAUUAGCCCAGGUCGGAUAUACGAAUACACAAGCUGCACCACAUUUUCUACAACAUCCGGCUAUAUGGAAGGGUAUUAUACCUUCCAUUUUCUCUACUUUAAGGACAAGGUCUUUAAUGUUGCCAUCCCCCGAUUCCACAUGUCAUGUCCAACAUUCAGGGUGUCUAUAGCCCGACUGCCUCCCAAGUGCUAGAUGUGUGCCACCAUGCCUACACCAGACCAGACUUCCAGUUUUGGUUAGCCCAGAAUCUAUAUGAACUUGGUACCAUCUUAUCCUUAAAUGGUUGAUAUUCAUCAGUGAAGCUGUCUGGGACUGGAAUUUGCUUUGUGGGGAAAUUACAAACAUGGACUUAAUUUCUGUAAUAUGUAUAUUUUCUAUUUCUUGUUUCAGUUUAGCUAAUUUGUGCCUUUCAAGGAAUUUAGUCAUUUCACUUAAAUGUUGAAUUUAUUAGCAUAAGGUUAUUCACAGUAUUCCCUUGAUAUCCUUUUAAUGGCUACACCAUCUGUAGUCAAAUAUAUCCUCUUUUAUUCUUAAUAUUGGUGAUUUACAUCCUUUUUAUCACAUCUUUUCUAUUGAUAUUCAAAAAGGAACAGCUUUAGUUUUGAUGGAUUUUCUCUACUGUUUGAUUUUUUUCUCUCAGUGAUUGGUGCAGUUUGUCUUUAUUUCACCUACUUUGGGUUUAAUUCACUUUUAUUGCAGCUUUUAAAGGUAGAAGUUUAGAUAACUGGUUGUAGGCCUUCCCUGUUUCUAAGCAUUGUUUUAGCUGUAUUGCACAGAUUUUGAUGAUAGUUUUGGUUAAUAUUUAGUUCAAAAUAUUCUCAGAUUUCCCUUGUAACUUUGACUUAUGACUUCAUAGAAAUAUGUUAAUUUUCAAGUAUUUGGAAAUUUUUCAGUUGUCUUUUGCUUGUUGAUUUCUAAUAUUACUGUGAUUAGAGAACUUACUGUGUAUUGCCAAUAUUUUUUAAUGUUUUAUGGCCCAAAAUUAUGUGAAGAAUUUAUCUAUCUUGGCAAAUGAUCUUUGUGUAUUUGAAAUGAAUAUGUAUAUUCUGCCAUGUAAGAAUUUAUAAAUGACAGGCCAAGCUGAUUGAUUGAUUGACAGUUUGUCAGGUCAUUUCUUUCAUGUUUGUUGCUUCAGCUAUUGAAGAGAUUAUUGUUGAAAUACUCAGUUAAUGUUAUGGCUUUGUCCACUUCUUGCUUUAUUCUCGUCAGAUUGCCUCAUGCAUUUUGAAGUUAUAGAAUUGUGUGCCAGUGCUUAGGAUUGUUGUCUGUUUAUGAGAGUAAUUCUUCAGUUACCAUCUAUAAUAACAUUCCUGUCCUAAGAGUAAGAGCAUUGAGGUAUGUUUGGACAGGCAGUCAAAAUGGGUCAGCUUGAUCCUUUUGUUUCUUGUUUUUAAUAUUAUUUCAGGGAAUGUAAAGGUCUGGGUUUUACUUAAGGACGGGGGUUCUCAAGCCUUUGUGUCUCAUCACCUCCUUAGAUGUAUAAACAUCAUUGACGACUCCUAAGAACUUGUUUACAUGGGUGUGUCAGUAUUUACCAUAUCAGAAAUUAGAAGAGAGCAUUUAUAAUAGCAUCAGUUUCUUUUAAAAUGACAGUAAAUAAACCCUUUACAUGUUCAACCCUCUCAAUUGUAUUUAUUUAGAGUUUUAGUUUCUGCUUAACUACAAGAAAAUGUAGAUGCCCUGCUUCACAGAAAAUGUUUUUCUCAAAGAUGAACAGUCAAUAGAAAUGAGAAUUGUGCUUUAAACUAAGAAAGAUAGUGGGGUUGUGUUUUUUGACCCUAUUUCUGUUCUCUUCCUUGAUAUGGAAGUUGAAUUGUGUUUUGCUUUUUUUGUCCUCUACCAGUCUGACUAGUCAUUAGGGUUCAUGAUUUCUUUUCCUUUAUACUUGCCACUGUAAAUACACUCUGCAUAGCUCAAUGACAUCCCUGAUGGGGUAUUUAUUGGGCUUGAGGGCACUAUGGAUAUUCCUCGUGUCCGUUCUUCUCUGCUCCUCUCUUAUGUGCUGUUUGUAUAGUACACUUUCAUCUGAGUAUUUCUCUCUAAUCACAUUUGAUUCCUUUAACAGUUCUUGUUUUCUUCAUUAAUUUAAUAAUUAUACUACCUGAUGAUCAUGUUUUAAAAUUUCCAAAACCUUCCCUAUCCCUCCUUUUGUAUUUCCUACAGAAUUUUGAAAAUGUCAUUCCGUAGAUUUAAAAAAUAAUGAAAUGCCAUAUUUCUUUGUGUAUAUUUUCUGAUUGUUACUGUUGUGUUAUAAUAAAUACUAAAUGACACAG